Plasmodium knowlesi strain H is the source of this 3282-nucleotide messenger RNA. RefSeq names its product cullin-like protein, putative. Gene Ontology annotation, cellular component: cullin-RING ubiquitin ligase complex. Lineage: Eukaryota; Apicomplexa; Aconoidasida; Haemosporida; Plasmodiidae. The transcript has 2 exons. Gene Ontology annotation, molecular function: ubiquitin protein ligase binding. Gene Ontology annotation, biological process: protein ubiquitination; ubiquitin-dependent protein catabolic process. The record is from RefSeq and is a predicted model, not a curated record. Bases 1 to 3282 code for a protein of 1093 amino acids.
AUGGAUCCAAGUGCUUAUAAAAAUUUUCCCGUUUUCUACUUGAAGCGGAAAGAAUCAGUAAACUUGGAGAACGAGAAAUUGAUGCCUAACCUAAACACACUAGAAGAUUAUAUUAAUGUAUGUUUCAGCAAUCUUCCUUAUCAAGAACUAACCGUAGAUAAUAAAAAGAGGUUCCAAAUCGAAGGUUUAUGUGAUUUUUUUGUUUUUUACAACUGCGAUAGUGUUAUAUGCCCAUUGAUAGAGAAACAAUGUAAAGGUAAAACGUUAUGUUUUUUUAACGACUUGUGUGAAAGGAUAGACAAUAAAUACUUUAAAAAUGGGGAUCAUUUUUUAAGGCAUUUUGUGGGAACGUGGAAUAAUUUUUCGUCUGUUGUGGUUCAUUUAGACGAACUGUUCAAGUCCUUCAGAACAUAUAAUAAAAUAUCCUGCUCCAAUUUUGAGUGCCCAUCAUACAUAUUUAAUCAGUUGUGGAAAAAAUGCAUAAAUGGGUAUGUGCUUGUGAAGAGGAUGCUCAUUCUCAGUGCUUGUGAUUAUUUAAAAUGUGAUAAGGUAUUUUGUGAAACGAAGUUUUAUCAGUACAUUUGUAUGAAUAUGCACGAUGAUGCUUUGGGGGACAGGGAAAAUGAAGGUAAUGGGGUUUCUCUUUCCCGUGCAGGGGUGAGAGCAGGUGCUACUCUCGCAGGGGGUCGCAACGUGAGCGCAAUUGGUAUGGGUACUUUCAGCGGAGAUACCUCGACGGUGCAGAACCAUUGGAGCGUAAAUUCUAACAAAGUCAAUGGGAACGUAAAGAAGUGCUCCGUUUCAUUCAAGAUCGACGAGAGCGACAACGGGAAAAACUGUGACAACGCUGGUGAAGAAGUAAAAAUGGGAGAGUCUGCAAAGGGAAGAGGUUUGAGUGAUACUACAUAUGUUAGCACUUCCUCCUUGGUUAAUACGCAUAUCGGAAUAGAAAAUGAACAGAGUGACAAUAUUCAUGCGAAUAACCAUAUCAACCCAUUCGACACGAGUGAAGUUAGAACGAAGGAGAACCAAAUCGAUGACAAGCUUAUGUGUGCGGGUCUGAGGAUUAUAGACAUGUUGGGAUUGUAUGACGAAUUUGAGCAAUCAUAUAAAAAGGAUACGCAGGAGUAUUACAUGGAGAAGGUAAAGGAGCAUAUGUCGAAGGAAGAUACCAAUACGAAAAAUCCAAACGAAAAACGUGACCUUCCUGAAGAAAUCGAGAAUUACCUUUGCCAUGAACAAAUGAGAUGUCGGAAAUUUUUAAAAGAAGAAACAGAAAUAGCUAUUUUAAAAAUGUUAAAGGAAGAGCUAAUAGUAAGAAACAAAGACGUACUUUUUAAAAAUGUGUACAUAAAGCAUUAUAUUGAGAAUGAGAAAUAUGAUAGUCUAAGGAUGCUCUACUUAUUUUCCCUUCAUAUGAACGACACGGAAAAAUUUUGCGAUAUAUUUUUUAAGGCAGUGGAGGAAAUAGGCCUUGAAAUAAUAGACGAGGUGCUAAAAAAGAGGGAUAAUUUAAAUACCCUCUACGAUGCACUUAUACGUUUAGUAAAUUAUAAACUAAACAUUGACAGAGUGAUUAUUAUUUCCUUUCGAUAUUCUUCCUUCUUUACAAACAAGUGGAAAGAAGUCUUCGAGCAUUUUCUGAACAAGGGAAAUCAUGCAGAGAAUUACAUGCCAGUGAUACUCAGCAUUUACCUGAACAAUUUGUUGAUGAUGUAUAAUACAGGCUUGAAAAAACUGAGGAAAUAUUACAUACUAAAUAAACAACUGAGGAAGGGAAGAAGCAAGAAAAAUGACAUUCUGUUUGAGAAGAACUGGUACAGUUUUUGCAACGAAUCUGUUAUCGAGGGGGUUGAACAAGAAAGCUCCAUUUCUGCGGACAGCGAUACAAUGAUGAUGGUCAAAAAGUAUUUAAAAAAGAAAAAAAGAAAAAGAAAAAUUCUCCACGGGAGGAUGCAAACGGGUGAACAAGGUAGCCAUUGUGAUAACGAGGCCACGGAAAAACCCAGCCACAGCAGCGACAGCUGUGAUGAAGAAAUGAUACACGUCCACACAGAAAAAAUGGAAAAGUUAUUUAAAAAGUAUCACGAUGUAGGGAAGUACAUUAUAAAUACAGUCACCAUAAUUCUGAGUCUUUUUAAAUACCUAAGUGAUAAAGAAAAAUUUGAAAAAUAUUAUCGAACAUAUAUGUGUAAACGAUUAAUAAAUGAUAAAAAUUUUAACAUAGUUCUGGACGUGAAAGUUUUUAAAACUCUUAAAAAAGAAUGUGGUCCCCAAUUUACCAAAAAAAUUGAAACAAUACUGAAGGAUAUGAAAUAUUCAUGUAAAGGCAUGCAGGAUUUUUACAAGGAAAUUUCACACGAUGGCAUAAAAUUACUGAAAAAGAAAAAAUAUUCCGUUAAUGUUAUAUAUAAUGAUGUGUGGGAACACAACAAAUUAGAAGGUGGCAUUAUUUACCCCGAAGCUAUAAGAUUAUGUAAUGAUUAUUUUUGCAAAUAUUAUGCACUUGUGAAUAAGGCAAAAAAUAUAAAAUUCCUUCCACUAUAUGGAUUAUGCACUUUGAAAGUCGAUUUUGGAAAAAUAGAAGAGAAAAAAUAUCGUACAUUGAGUAGCUCCUCUUGCGAAAACGCAGAACAUAGUGAAUCGGACAAUUCUGCGGGAAAGCACUUGUCAUGUGGCGAAAGGGACACCAAAGGUGCUAAAACAAAUGGUAGGAACGGUUUCCAAAAGAAUAAACACAAUGUUCAUGAAGAGGAAAAUUUCAAAAAAAGGAGGAGGUUCCUUUUCACCGUAACCACCCUGCAAGCAACCGUUUUACUUCUAUUCAAUAAGAGGCCACAAUACAGCAUAGGCGAAUUGACCGACCUAACAGGAUUUUCCAGGGACCAUUUAAUAGAAUAUUUAAAAGGCAUAUACACUGGCUACGAAACGAACAUUUUGAUUUAUGAUGAAGCACAUGAGAAUUUUCAGUUAAAUGUGAACUUCCAAACGGACAAUAAAUAUUUAGUGGUCAACUAUUCGGACCAGACGUAUAAGGACAACACAGCCAUACCUGCGUUGACACAGGAUGACAAGGAGUUGGAAGAUAGAACUCUACACAUAGAUGCAUCCAUUGUGAAGUUCCUAAAAACAUGUGGAAAAGCAUCCGAGAGGGAUAUUUGUGCUCAUACUCGCCAAAAAGUUAACAACUGCACGAAUGAGCAAAUUAAAAGCAGACUGGCAUCUCUCAUUAGUAGAGAGUUUAUAUUCUUGCAAAAUAAUAUUUAUUAUUUUGAGUUGUGA